GGUUUCCCCGGCGAACGUGGCGUCCAAGGCCCCCCCGGUCCCCAAGGUCCUCGUGGUGCUAACGGUGCUCCCGGUAACGAUGGUGCUAAGGGUGAUGCUGGUGCUCCCGGUGCCCCCGGGGGUCAAGGCCCCCCCGGUCUGCAGGGUAUGCCCGGAGAGCGUGGUGCUGCCGGUCUGCCAGGAGCCAAGGGUGACAGAGUAGGUGUCCCCUCCCAAAUCCUGAUGUCCCCUUUCUGUCCUCUGCUCAUCCCUCUGACCCCUACAUCAUCCCCUCGGGGCUGGGGCGACCCAGGUCCCAAAGGUGCUGACGGCGCUCCUGGCAAAGAUGGUCUCCGAGGUCUGACAGGUCCUAUUGGCCCCCCUGGCCCCGCUGGUGCUCCCGGUGACAAGGUAGGGCUGUGGGUGAAGCUGGUCCCCCCGGUCCUGCUGGUCCCACUGGUGCCCGUGGUGCUCCCGGUUCUGUUGGUGCUCCCGGUCCCAAAGGUGCUCGCGGUAGCGCUGGACCCCCUGGUGCUACUGGUUUCCCUGGUGCUGCUGGAAGAGUUGGUCCCCCCGGCCCCUCU
This is a messenger RNA of Apaloderma vittatum (bar-tailed trogon), 563 nucleotides long. RefSeq names its product collagen alpha-1(I) chain. The record is from RefSeq and is a predicted model, not a curated record. NCBI's taxonomy places the organism in Eukaryota, Metazoa, Chordata, Aves, Trogoniformes, Trogonidae. The annotation marks the transcript as partial. The transcript is spliced from 6 exons.